AUGGAGAAGUUGAUAUUCGAAAGGCCCUUUUUUCCGCCUAAGGAUGAAAUGCCUACGGUUCCUUCGCAGGAGAAGCCAGAUACAAAUUCAUGCCCUCAUACACCUGGCAAAAACUGUGUCUCUGGUGAGAGGAACAAUGGGAACUGCAAAGCUAAUGAGAAGGAAAGGGAGUGGAUCCGCCCUGAUACACCUAGCAAAUGUACGUGGAAGCUUGGGCAACCCCUCUCUGCCUCUCCCCAUCGUCAUACUACUCUGCCAGAGCCUCUGAAAAUCCUGCCAAGCAUCCUGGAUAAAGUUGGCAAUACACCUCUGGUGCGAAUCAACAAGAUUGGGAAGCAGUACGGGCUCAAGUGUGAACUCUUGGCAAAAUGUGAGUUCUUCAAUGCUGGGGGCAGUGUGAAGGACCGUGUCAGCCUGAGGAUGGUAGAGGAUGCUGAGAAGGCUGGGAUCUUGAAGCCUGGGGACACAAUCAUAGAGCCAACCUCUGGAAACACAGGAAUCGGGCUGGCCUUGGCUGCAGCAGUGAAGGGUUACCGCUGUAUCAUUGUGAUGCCAGAGAAAAUGAGCAUGGAGAAGGUGGAUGUCUUGAGAGCGCUGGGUGCUGAGAUUGUGAGGACCCCAACUACUGCUAGGUUUGAUUCUCCUGAAUCUCAUGUGGGAGUAGCAUGGAGACUGAAAAAUGAAAUCCCCAAUGCACACAUACUAGACCAGUAUCGUAAUGCCAGCAACCCCUUGGCACAUUAUGACACCACAGCCGAAGAGAUCCUGCAGCAGUGUGAAGGAAAAAUAGACAUGCUGGUGGCUACGGCUGGCACAGGAGGUACUAUCACUGGCAUCUCCAGAAAGCUAAAGGAGAAAUGUCCAGGUUGCAAAAUUAUAGGUGUUGAUCCUGAAGGCUCCAUCCUUGCCACACCAGAAGAACUGAACAAGACUGACAAGACAAUGUAUGAAGUGGAAGGAAUUGGAUACGAUUUUGUCCCCACAGUGUUGGAUAGAUCUACAGUGGACCAGUGGUACAAGAGCAAUGAUGAGGAAUCGUUUGCUUUAGCACGCAUGCUGAUCCGAGAGGAAGGACUGCUGUGUGGUGGCAGCUCAGGCAGUGCCAUGUCUGUAGCUGUGAAGGCAGCCAAAGAGCUGAAGGAAGGUCAGAAAUGUGUUGUUAUCCUCCCUGACUCUAUCAGGAACUAUAUGUCCAAGUUCUUGAGUGAUAAAUGGAUGAUUCAGAAAGGGUUCAUGAAAGAAGAAGAUCUUGGGAAAAAACCUUGGUGGUGGAACAUCAGUGUUCAGGAACUAAGCCUCUCUGCUCCCCUGACUGUGCUUCCAACUGUUACCUGUGCAAAGACUAUUGAAAUUCUCCGGGAGAAGGGAUUCGACCAGGUACCAGUUGUUGAUGAAUCUGGGGUGAUUUUGGGCAUGGUUACCCUGGGUAACAUGCUUUCUUCACUGCUUGCUGGAAAAGUUCAGCCUUCUGAUGAAGUCAGCAAAGUAAUCUACAACCAAUUUAAACAGAUUAACCUGAAAGACAGCUUGGGGAAACUCUCUCAUAUCCUGGAAAUUGACCACUUUGCUCUAGUGGUUCAUGAACAAAUUCAAUAUCACACUGACGGUUCCUCCAGUAAGCGGCAAAUGGUGUUUGGCAUCGUUACAGCCAUCGACAUGCUUAACUUUGUGACCGCACGAGAACGGGAAAGAAAGUUCACGUAAAGACAAGCGGCAG
This is a messenger RNA of Nestor notabilis (Kea), 1717 nucleotides long. Its product is annotated as cystathionine beta-synthase-like. Gene Ontology annotation, molecular function: cystathionine beta-synthase activity; cysteine synthase activity. Lineage: Eukaryota; Metazoa; Chordata; Aves; Psittaciformes; Psittacidae. The transcript has 16 exons. The coding region runs from base 1 to 1704 and encodes 567 amino acids. The record is from RefSeq and is a predicted model, not a curated record. Gene Ontology annotation, cellular component: cytoplasm.